GCACCUCUUCCACCUGAGCCUGCACCUUGACUUCAGCUUUUCUUUCUAGAGCAUGUUAGGCCGCUAUCGCAUUCAUAACUCCAGCGAUCUCACCUAAUCUCGGCUGCUGCCUUUGGGCCCCAUCCCUCAGGGGUCAGGCUCCAGCAUCUCCCCUCUCCCCACGCAGUCCCCCUUCUUUUCCCGGUCUUAUUGGGAAGCUAGAGGAGCCCACUUACGUUGCUUAGCAACGGGCUCAACUCUUCCGUCUCCGCCUCUUCGGGCUGUUGGGCGGAGAGGUACCAGCCCCGCUCAGCGUUGAUGCUCCCCCAGGACGCCUCCAUGCUGCUCUUUGGCUGACGACUAGGUCCAUCUGCGAGCCACUGCCCCUGCCCUGCGAUCCUGUCGUUAGUCGCGCCAGAGGCGGAGCUGUGGGCCCGGCCCUUCCGGGAUCCCGUACCUCACCAGGGCGGGGGAAAAAGGAGCGAGUCGACGGGAUCUGAUGACGCUCGCCCCCUCCACGGCGAACAGUGAUGAUGUCAUCGAGGACCAGCCAGCCCAUCCGCGACCCAUUUCUGAAUGGCAUCGCAGAAUGAGGAUCUUAUGGAGGCUAUCUGGAUUCUCAAAUAGACUUCUGAAAGUGGAAAGCUGUAGCAUAACUACAUCAGAAUCGUUGAUUCAACUAGCUUGGAUAUCACUGACACAGAAGCUUAGGAAACCACCUGGUGUUUUCUCAACCAUGCCAGAAACAGAAACAAAUGAGAGAGACUCUGAAUUAUUUUUACCACCUACUCAUGUUCGAGGAAUGACAAAACUUGAUAGAACAUCUUUUAAAAAGACAGUCACCAUUCCAGUGCUUAAAGUGAGGAAAGAAAUAGUCAAUAGAUUGAUGCGAUCCCUUAAAAGGGCAGCGCUGCAGCGCCCGGGUAUAAAACGUGUGAUUGAAGAUCCAGAAGAUGAAGAAAGUAGGCUAAUUAUGUUGGAUCCCUAUAAAAUAUUUAGUCAUGAUUCUUUUGAAAAGGCAGAACUCAGUACUUUAAAGCAGCUUAAUGUCAACCCACAGAUAUCUAAAUAUAAUUUGGAACUAACAUAUGAAAACUUUAAGUCAGAAGAAAUCUUGAAAGCUGUGCUUCCUGAAGGUCAAGAUGUGACUUCUGGUUUUAGCAGAGUUGGACAUAUUGCACAUCUGAACCUUAGAGAUCAUCAGCUGCCUUUCAAGCAUUUAAUUGGCCAAGUUAUGAUUGACAAAAAUCCAGGAAUCACCUCAGCAGUAAAUAAGAUCAAUAAUAUUGAUAAUACAUACCGAAAUUUCCAAAUGGAAGUACUAUGUGGAGAGGAGAACAUGAUGACCAAGGUUCGAGAAAACAACUACAUCUAUGAAUUUGAUUUUUCAAAAGUCUAUUGGAAUCCUCGUCUCUCUACAGAACACAGUCGGAUCACAGAACUUCUCAAACCUGGGGAUGUCCUAUUUGAUAUUUUUGCUGGGGUUGGGCCCUUUGCCAUUCCAGUAGCAAAGAAAAACUGCACUGUUUUUGCCAAUGAUCUCAAUCCUGAAUCCUAUAAAUGGCUGAUGCACAAUUGUAAAUUAAAUAAAGUGGACCAAAAGGUGAAAGUGUUCAACUUGGAUGGGAAAGACUUCCUCAAAGGACCAGUUAGAGAAGAGUUAAUGCAGCAGCUGAGACCAUCAAAAGAAAGAAAACACUCUUUGCACAUUGUUAUGAACUUGCCAGCAAAGGCUAUAGAGUUUCUCAGUGCUUUCAAAUCGCUCUUAGAUGGGCAGCCAUGCAGCAGUGAGCUCCUUCCCAUAGUGCACUGUUACAGCUUUUCCAAAGAUGCUAAUCCUGCUGAGGAUGUUCGGCAACAAGUUGGAGCUGUGUUAGGUAUUUCCUUGGAGGCAUGCAGUUCAGUUCACCUAGUGAGAAAUGUGGCACCUAACAAGGAAAUGCUGUGCAUCACCUUUCAGAUUCCUGCUGCUGUACUCUACAGGCACCAAACCAUAAAUCUAGAGACUCACGAGGAUCUACCUCUUAAACGGCAGAGGACAGAUAAAGCCUUUUCAGAAGAAAAACCACAAAUUGCUUCAAAUACUUAAUUGGAAAUGUUUUCCCCAUCUCCCCACCAGACAUUUAUGUAGUAAAACAUAAUUUGUAUGAUUUCAUAAAAUUUCAGCAUUCAAUUACUUUACUAUUGAACUCUUAUAUUUUGCCUGCUGUCUUAUAAAUUGAAUACCAAAUUAAAAUUUAACUGAAA
Cynocephalus volans (Philippine flying lemur) is the source of this 2226-nucleotide messenger RNA. RefSeq names its product tRNA methyltransferase 5 (gene TRMT5). NCBI's taxonomy places the organism in Eukaryota, Metazoa, Chordata, Mammalia, Dermoptera, Cynocephalidae. Gene Ontology annotation, biological process: mitochondrial tRNA methylation; tRNA N1-guanine methylation. The transcript has 5 exons. The record is from RefSeq and is a predicted model, not a curated record. Bases 479 to 2068 code for a protein of 529 amino acids. Gene Ontology annotation, molecular function: tRNA (guanine(37)-N1)-methyltransferase activity. Gene Ontology annotation, cellular component: cytoplasm; mitochondrial matrix.